CUAGUGCUUUCGUUGGGAGCUCGGUGCGCCAUCGGUUCCCCACCCCGCUCGACCCCUCGCGUGGAGGCUUCGAAACCCGCGGCCGGAAAAGGUCAGGUUAGACCGCGCGCGAUGCCGCCGUAAGGAGCGUCGGCGCUCGAGUGAAACGCGCGAAACUAGUGCCGCAGGUGAGACUGGAGGCGAAUCCACGCUCGGCCGUCCGCGGAUGAAUUUCGGGUAAUCUCGGGAAAUUUCGGGGAAUUCCGGGAAAACCCCGGAUCUCGCGGCGGCGGGUGCUCAGUGGUAAUACGUGUGGUGCGUAAAUAGCCAAGUGUAACCUAGCCGCAGUGUUUUGUUCACCACGGCCACCAGUUGCGAGCGCGAGGACGCGCGACCCCCCAGUCCUCGCCAGUGUCACCUUGGGAUUACCGGAUUACGGGAGGUCCCGGCUCGUCGUCGUCGCCGCCGACGCCGUCCUCCUUGACGGCGACCGAGAGGGUGCACCGUGAGGGGAACGGAGCCGGGGGAUCCGGAGGACGGGAGAAUCUAGUGAGGACGCUGGGCGUAGCGGCGACGACAUGAAGCAUGCAGCAUGCGCGGUAGCGGUGUCACGGCUGCGCGGUCCUGCCUUCAACCCCUGGUGUCCGCCAGCCGCUACCUCGCCGUACACGCCCUCCCUGGUGAUCCCCUCUACUUCGUCGUCGAGGCCAAGUCGAGAGUAAAGGAGGUCUACGCGCAGACAUGCCUUCUUCUCGGCCAACAGGGCAUGCGAGACUGCGAACUCUUCGGCCUGGCAAUAUUGUCCGACGGCGAGUACCUCUUCGUGGAUCCCGAGAGUAAGCUGAGCAAGUACGCCCCGAAGAACUGGAGGAGCUCGCACACCUACGGACUGGACAGCAGCGGCCGCCCGGCUUUCGUGCUUUACUUUCGCGUCCGCUACUACGUCGACACUCCUCUGCUCCUCAGCGAUGAGACGACACGCCACCAUUACUACCUUCAACUGCGAGACAACGUCGUGCGACAUGGAGGCGGCGUGGAGAGCCUGCACCCUCACCACCCUCUUCACGCGAGCUCCGUGGUCACGCCGCUCCUCGCCCUGGCCGGCCUCGCCCUGCAGGCCGACCUCGGGGACUACGCCGAAGAGCGGCACCGACCCCACGCUGGAUCGGUCGGCUACUGCAAACCCACCGAUUACCUACCGCCCCAUAUGUGCCUCGAGCCGAACGUGCUGGCCGUGCUCGCGGCGCAGCACCGCAACAAUCGCGGGCUGUCGCGAGAGGAGGCUGAGCUGCAGUACAUCCGGGAGGCGGUGCUGUUGGAGGCGCCGCUCAACGCGCACCUCUACCGACUACGAAGGAGCAAGGGCGAGGCGGGACCAGGGCGAAUCCUGCUGGCGAUCUGCGCGCGAGGAGUGCGGGUCUACGCCGAGGAGGAGACCCCGAGGGUCUUCGCCUGGAACAACAUCGGCAAGCUGUGCUUCGACCGCAAGAAGUUCGAGAUCCGCGCGGUCGACCAGCCGGACAAGCUCACCCUGUACAGCGGAUGCGACGACAAGAGCAAGCUCCUGCUGGGUCUCUGCAGGGAUACCCACCAGUUCUCGAUGGCCAUAGCUCCACGACUGAGCGAGGCCAGACGUCGCGAGGAAGAGGAGCGCAAGGUCCUCAGGGACUGCUACAUGUACCCAGCGCGCUGCAAGCUGAGCCUCACGACGCGGGGCGCGCGCGGUGACCAGCGGAUCUCGGUCAUCUCCAGCACCUCCUCGAACACGACAUCCGGGAUCGUGAGCGACAGGGUGCACAGCGAGGACGAGCCCGACACGGCCCCGGCUUCCACGGAGUGCCUACCCAGGUUGACCGAGUCGUCAAACCAGGGUGCAGCGGCGAAAGUCGUAAACGGGGCCGACGAGGACGAUCGUUCCAGGCCGACCUCUCCCGUUUCCACCGUCGAUGAAGUCGACGGUGCGGACACGGCGCCUUCGGCGGUGGCCCUAAGGCUGACAUCGAGUGCCGCUGCUGCAGCAGAGGGGUCGCAGUGCAGCAGCAGCUGCAGUACGGUCGUGGUCGUAAACGCGCCCGCAGGUGGACCGACGAGGAUCAGGCGGACCUCGGCGACCUCCAGCCUGGAGCUGGGCUACUCGCAUACCGCCCAGAACUCGGCGGUCUCGUCCGAGGCGGCCAGCUUCCCGGGCGCCAUUUACGACAGGUGCAAGAAGACGGGGAAAUAUGCAGGGACCGACAUCGCGAGCGAGACCAGCGGCGUGUACACCCUGAGGAGCAGCGAGAUGCAGGACGAGAGGAUAGCGGACCUGUACUCGCCCACGGGGGACGCCAACGGCUCCUCGGCGGUGAGCGACGUGUGCGCCCUGAGCUCGGUGCAGUCGACCACGGACGAGGCAUCCGUUACUUCCGGCUUCUACACGAUCCACAGCGGCCUGAGGUCGGACGGCAGCGACGUCUACACGGAAGACGUCGGUACGGAAGACCAGGAGCCGAUAUACAGCGUCUGCAAGGGCGAGGAGGACGUGGGUCGCACGGUACCCGCGAUACAGAGCGUGUCCCUCGACCAGCAGCUGGAGGACCCGAGGUCCAGGAGCAACAGCAUCCUCAGCGCUGGGAGUUUCAGAGGGGACGGCAGCGACCCCUCGGACGUUGGGCCGUUGCUGUCCGCCGACGAGCUGUCAGACCUCAUAGUGGGUCGGUACCCUCCCAGGAAGACCAUCAGCAACUCGAUGGACUCGGACUGUGACUACGUGACGGUGCCUCCACCACCACCUCCGCCGCCCCCGAGGACCGACAGCGACCGCCAGCUUCCACCCCCUCCGCCAUACCCAGUGAACGUCGACUACGCGACCAUAGAGCCUCUCAGAGGCAAAAUUCCCCCGGAGAGAGAACCUCCACCGCCGCCGCCUUACAUCGCCCUCAGGGCGGACUUCGUGCCCCUGCCGCCUAGAAGAGCGGAACCACCGCCUCCACCACCACCCUACACCUCUCCCCGCGAGCGCAUUCAGAUCCCACCUCCAACACCUCCCAGGAACGACGCCGUUACUCCCAGAGAGCCACCACCACCACCACCGUACCCUGAUGUACCCUCCACCCGGGCCGAGACCAUUCCCGCCUUCUUCCCCAACUCCGGCGAGGUCGCUCCCAAGACCGGAAGCCCCGCCAAGCCUCCGGCCAUCCUCCCGGGGAGCAAAACCACCCUGACGGGCACCAAGCUCAACGUCACGAACUCCUCUUCGAUGUUGAACUUCUCGGCGGGCGUCAACAUCGAGGCGCCCCCCAUCACCCCGAAACCUCCGCCCAGGAUUCAGCCUCCGACUUAUCCUGGAGAUAAGAUGAAGCCCACGCCCGUUCAUGCGCCGGUGGCGGCACUGGUGGUCGGUCCAAAUAAUUAUCUGGAUGUUCACGCGUCCAGGGGUGGACCCGUCCUGCUGCCUUACCUGGCUUCUCCGCCACCACCGCCUCCUCCACCUGCGACACAUUCCAGGCAACCUCCUCCACCCCCGCCGAGCCUGGCUGGCGUCUAUUCCAGCCAGGUCGCCAGGUCGCAGAUCGAACAGUACAAGCAGCAGCUCUACUCGGAUGUGGACUACGUCAUGUUUCCUUUGAAGGACCCGGCCGUUUCUAAACAGGAGUACAUCGACGCUAAGCAGGGCUCUCUCCUGGCUGCCAUGGCCGCCAUCCCUCCACCGCCUUAUCCGUCCUUGGACAACAAGACCUCCGUUGUCUAUCGAAGCACUCCGUAUUUACCGGGCUCCUCGUUCUCCUCCACAACCAAGUACGCCAGUAACCAGAACCUCAGCACCAGCGACACCAGUUCCGUGGGGAAUUACCUGAUCCAUGGGAACCUGAGUAGCCAUUAUGCGGCCAGCACCAGCUCCCUGUACAGUGGAGUCACGUGCUCGUCCGGAGGCAGCCACAGCCUCAGGAGGGAACCACCAGCUCCGACCCACCCACACACCCUUCACGCGUUCUCCAGGACAAGAAGCGACGAGAAUAUCCUUAAAUGCUUCGAAUCUCCGGUUAGUUCUAAAAUGCAGUCAUUGCCACAGCCGAAGCAUCGCAGGUUACCGCCGCCUCCACCGCCACCGCCUUACGAGAUCCAGAGUCUCGAGAAGAGUCAACCACUGCCAUCGGCAUCUUCUUCCGCGCCGUCGUCGGCGAAGAAACCCGCCAAGGCGACGAGAACCGAGCGGGAACCGGGGAAGGAAGACGGGAUGCUGGACAUCAGGACUCUCAGGGAGAAGAGUCGCAACCUGGACCUCCCCUUGAUCUCUGCUCUCUGCAACGAUCGCUACCUGUUGAAGCAGACCAAGGCCUUCGUCCUGCCUAAGCACUCGGUUGAGGGCACGGUGUCGUCUUCGCCCAGGACGACCGGCAAGAACUCGAAUGGAUCAUCGGCUACCACCAGCAAGAGCAAGCAUCCGGCUAGUAGCCUGUCCACUGCGCAGAUCUCGAAGCCACCCAGGAAGUCCUCCACCGGCACUCACAGGCAUCCUGCCGAGGUCAAAGGCAACGCGUACAGGGUCUCCACGUCGCCUGGACACUCGCCCGCGAAGAAGGAUCCUGGACGGGCGUCUCAUUCCUAGCUCUUCAAGAUUCAGAAGCGAAGAGGCCCAACGCUCAGGAACGCAUAGAAAAAGAAACCGAUCACAAGGAAGACCUUGAAACCUAUGGAGGCAUCUUAUCAGUACUUAUCGUGGUAGAUGGGAGUCCGAAUCUCUAUCAAUCGAUACACAUUGCACGGUCGAAAGCUGCGGAGCUUUCGGCGAGGAUCACCCUCCUCUUCUUCAUUCCAAUAUGUACAAGUAAUCUGCCGAGUUUUUGGGACCUUUGGUGGAUCGUUGAUGACGGGCCCGACGUCCAUCUUGAAGGCAUUCCCGGGAGAUAGGCAAAGUACUGUGUCGAAUUGUUGUGUCACCUACCUCGCGUAUUCCAUUUUUCAUACAGUGUAGACCGUGCUUCUUCAACUCAGGGUGCCAUUUUAUCUUUCUCCUUUGGCUCAUGCGCUCUUGCAUUGCUGGUCUCCGAGGCGGUGAUGUCGAUAACGAGGACACCUUCGCGUAUGUCGACUUCCGGUUCUAGAGGAGCAACCUGAAGAAGAAAUUUCUAUUAUUCGUCCCAACAAUGCAGGAGUAUCUUGUAUGCGUCCAUUGCGAAUCGACGUCGGAACUGCGAGCUCGAUGUAGGAGAGUAGCUCUGUAAAUCUCGCGAUAAUAAUAUUUUUAAUACUCGAUGGUAUAAUGCAGGUAAUUGCAUUCGCGAAUCCAGAGGAAUCCCACUGAUCGGCCAGGUUGACCACGAGGAGUUUUUCGAUGACUCCUUCUAUUUUUGAAAAGUUGGUCAACGGGCUGUCGCUCAGCUGGAUAUAUUUUGUACAAGUACUUUUCCAAUCGAACUGAUUAUAGAUUCGUUAAAGGGAGUCGCGCGUUUCGGUCGCAACGGAGGAUCGGUCGAGCAUGGAAUCAUGAUUAGCGCUAUGAGAAUAACGAAGUACAGAUAGUCGCUCUCUUAUCAAAUUACCGCAGAGUACGCUUAGGUACUAAUUACAGUAUGUCUUCUGUCGCCCUAUAUCUCACGGACCAUUAUAUCUCGAUACUCUAGUGAAUUCGUACCUUCCACUUUUUUUUUUUUAUUACGUUUAAUCGCGGACUCAACAGGUGUAAUAUUUAUUUCCACUCGCUCUCGAUUAUCAAUAUUCGAACGAGCUUUCGCUGUAAGGUAUCGUCUCUCCUAUCUAUCUUCCUAUCGAUCAAUCCCUCGUGUCUGUGGAAGACCGAAAGAAGGAGAAGAAAAAAUGGAAACUGACUCCUGCAUGAAUUUCUGGUGCAUGUUUAACGUACGGUCUUCGUGAUCCCUCGAAAUUUUGUGGCCAGUUUCACAAUUACCUUAAAUGUACCGUAACACUUUUAUGCGGAAGAGUAGUGUAUCGGGUAUCUAAUAAAAUUGCUUUAUCUGUUACUUGUAUCAAAUUUAAGUACGCGUUCGUUAAAUUUAAGACGCUGUGAAUCUGGCUCGUAGUAGAUUAAAUUGAGGGAACGUUAAGUAACACCUCUUCCACGUGGAGUUAGUUUCUUCUCUUUUUUUUUCCCCCUUUUCAUUUUUACUGCGAUUCCGACCGCGUAGGGAUAUAAAAAAAGAAAAGAAUUGUAAGAGCUCGGAAAAACGAAGACUACGGCGGGUAAAACGAACACUGGGAGCGAAAGAUGCGUUCAAUAAAAAAUCGGAGAUGCAGUCCGCAGAGUCUCGAUGCGGACUUCGCGCAACAUUAAUCGUAGCAUGUAACGUUAUGGGUAAUGACUUUAGUCGUAACAUUGAAUCACGUUAACUGACGCUAGACAUUAAUGAUAAUUAAAACUACAAGCCAUCUCUGUACAUAAAAACGCGUCGAAAGGUAGGACUUGCUGUAGUCGAGAACCUCGUGUACGUACCACGCGCCACCUCAUCUAUGAAUAAUAAUACACUUUUUUUAAUGAAAA
Orussus abietinus is the source of this 6457-nucleotide messenger RNA. Its product is annotated as protein expanded. The transcript is spliced from 13 exons. Gene Ontology annotation, biological process: positive regulation of hippo signaling. NCBI's taxonomy places the organism in Eukaryota, Metazoa, Arthropoda, Insecta, Hymenoptera, Orussidae. The record is from RefSeq and is a predicted model, not a curated record. Gene Ontology annotation, cellular component: cytoplasmic side of apical plasma membrane; cytoskeleton. Bases 572 to 4567 code for a protein of 1331 amino acids.